Molecule: messenger RNA, 5952 nt
Organism: Anopheles merus
Lineage: Eukaryota; Metazoa; Arthropoda; Insecta; Diptera; Culicidae
Product: dual specificity mitogen-activated protein kinase kinase hemipterous-like
Exons: 9
Coding region: 355-3879 (1174 amino acids)
Biological process (GO): protein phosphorylation
Molecular function (GO): protein kinase activity; ATP binding
Source: RefSeq, a predicted model, not a curated record
ACUUCGCAAUGACAGCUACGAAACAUCAUUGUGUAGAAAAAAAGGAAAAGAACAAGAAAAGUAUAUUUAUCAUAUAUUUUCGGGUGAAAAUCUUUCCUGCUCCCAAAAUCGCCAUCAAUUUCUCCGUGCAGGGUCGGGAUUGUGCUUGCGAAACUGCGCCCCGUAAGCCUCAGAUGCGGAGUGCCGUGGUGCAGUGAAUGCAGUGAGGAGCGCCGCUGGUUUCGUGCCUUUUUCCUCCUCGAACGGGAACGGGGUUGUUCGCUUCGGGUGCUUUGUUUACCCGCCCGUCUUCCGACGAGCUCCUCGACUUUGGCCGUUGGUGCCGCCGGGACCAGCAACCCGGACGGAAAGUAAAUGCUACCGACGGGUACGCAUCCGGCCACCGCACCGUCCGACGGCAGAGCUAGCGAGGUCGGAACGAACGGUAGCACCACCGCCACCAUGUCCGGCAGUUCGAUCGACAACCGCAUCACGAUGAUGGAACAGAUGAUCCAGAAUCCCCGUUCCACGCCUUCCCUGUCCCUGCCGAUCUCGACGCAGCCGCCAGCGAAUCGCUUCAAUCGCACCGGAAGCGGUGGCAUGGGUGGACCCAACCGACCGUCGUUGGGAUUGAAUCUGCCCAUUGUCUCCGGGACGCGGCGGAGUGAAUCGGAACUCAAGUUCCAGAAGAUCGUAGACAAGAGCGGGCUGCUGAAGAUUAACGACAAGAUCUACCGUACGCAGCUCAGCGACCUGGAGGAUUUGGGCGAACUUGGGAACGGAACCAGCGGGCAUGUCGUGAAGAUGCGACACAAUCCGAGUGGAGCCAUCAUUGCUGUAAAGCAAAUGAGACGCACCGGAAACGACGAAGAAAACAAACGAAUCAUAAUGGAUCUGGACGUGGUGCUGAAGUCGGAAAACUGCAAGUACAUCGUCAAGUGUCUCGGUUGCUUCAUCACCGAUGCGGACGUGUGGAUCUGCAUGGAGCUGAUGACGACGUGCUUCGACAAACUGCAGAAAAAGUCCAAAAAACCGGUACCGGAGGAAAUCCUCGGCAAGGUAACGGUGGCAACGGUGCGCGCGCUGGCCUACCUCAAGGACAACCACCGGGUCAUCCACCGGGACGUGAAGCCCUCGAACAUCCUGAUCGACGACCGGGGCAACAUAAAGCUGUGCGAUUUCGGCAUCAGCGGCCGACUGGUGGACUCGAAUGCCCGUACCCGUUCGGCCGGGUGUGCUGCAUACAUGGCGCCGGAACGAAUCGAUCCAGCAAAAACGGUGUACGACAUCCGGGCCGACGUGUGGUCGCUCGGCAUCACGCUGGUCGAGCUGGCUACGGGCGUCUUUCCCUAUCGUGGCUGUGUGACCGACUUCGAGGUGCUGACGCAGGUGCUCACCUCUAACCCGCCCCGGCUGCCCGAGGAUCAGAACUUUAGUCCGGAGUUUCGCGACUUUGUGCAGCUGUGCCUGCAGAAGGACUAUCAGGCACGGCCCAAGUAUCCGGACCUGCUGCGGCACGCGUUCCUGCAGCGGGCCGAGCACGACACCACGAUCAACGUGGGCGAAUGGUUCCGCAAUGUGGCGGUUAACUGCGGCAUUCAGCUGACCAGCACGCCGCCACCACCGACCGCCGGAUCGUCCGCUUCCGUCAGCUCACCCCCAACCUGGACCGCGUCGUCGGAACAAACCAGAAUACCGACCCCGCUCGGAAGCUUGACGGAAGCAGUCCAGGCGCAGUCGAACCAGCAAAAGCAAACCAUCGCCAUCGCCGCCUCGUCAAUUCCGAUCAAGUCAACCGCGACCAUCCUAUCCCCCCACAUUGCCAACGAAGCACCUAGCAACCUGAGCGACCUGCAGCAGCGGUCGCAGCACGAGCUCAACCAGCAACAGCAGCUGCUCCAGAGCAAACUUAGCAACAUUAGCCUAGCGUCCUCGUCGUCCUCCACCUCGGCAGCAGCAGCAGCAGCAGCGGCGGCGGCAGGAUCCACACCGGUGCCAGCAUCCUCCUACACGCCUACCUCGUCUUCCUCCGCGGCGGGGGCGGGUGCGUUCGAUACACGCCGCUCGCCCUCCCCGCAGGCCUACUAUCUAGCGAAAAUGCAGCCAAAAAGUGCCAUUACUAGCACCAGCGUACCCAUCGCGUCGGGCGGUGGGCCGGCCUUCGAACGCAACGGUUCGCUCGAACCGGCCCGAAAGUACAAACACUCGCCGUUCCUAUCGCGCCGCACCGCCUCCGAGUAUGGGAACGGCAGCCCGAAGAAGGAAUCGACGCUGAGCAGUUUGGGGCAGAGCAUCUUCAAAAACCUGACCACAUCACCGUUCGCUCAGCGGAAAUCGCUUCCGCCCGGCGAGUCGAAGCUUGUCUAUCCGCCCCCGGUUUCCCCCUCGCCGAUGCCCGUAGCGUCCGCGACGAUCUAUGCGAAUGGUGGCGGCGGUGGAGGCGCUGGUGCCGGUUGCAUGGGCAGCAAUCCUUCCUCCCCGCUGCUGCUGCUCCGGAAGGCACACCACGACGGUUCGGAUACGGAAACGCAGUAUAAACAUCUGCACGGCAACACUAGUCCAAUCGUUCUUCAGCGAUUCUACCACCAACAGAAUCAACUGAAAGAGCAACAAAGAGAGGCGCUGCAGCAGCAUCAUCACCACCAGCAGCAUCAACAGCAGCAGCAGCAGCAGCAGCAUCAACAGCAACAGCAGCAAGUGAUUUACGGGUACUCCUCACCAUCGCCGAUACCCUCGGCAAGCGAAGCGUCACCCCGGCCAACCCGCUACAGUCCGCUACCCUCCCAUCGGACCGUACAUCAUGGGGUGCAUCCGGUGCAGAGCAACACCGGCGGCACCACCACCCUUCACCAAAGCGCCAUCCCGCUCUACAAACAUCACGAACCGGCGGCUCCGCUAGCACCAUCGCAACCUUCCGGGAUUCCGGUGUACCAGCAGCAAACCACCGCCAGCCCCAAGCACAAAUCCUCCUCCUUCUUUAACACGUUCAGCCGUGGCAUGAAGAGCGGUGGUCGGGGCGAUAAGGUGAUCGAUCGGGGUGGCACCGCCGCACCACCGACCAUGAUGAGUGGUGCUGCCGAUCGGUCGCUGUAUGCCGGCACUACCGCCACCAACACCACUCACCAAACAGCACUGUACCAUCAUCAGCAGGGGCAGCCUAAUACGUCGUCAAUGCUGCAUCGGCACGGUGCGCUCGGUGGAAUUAGCAACGGAGGAGGAGGAGUGGGAGCAGGGCUUGCAAUGCCGGAAGGCAGCAAAGAAGAUGCAGGCUGGUUCAAUUCCUUUGCAGAUAUCAAGCGAAAGUUUGCCUCAUUCGUGAAGCUAAACCUCAGCAACAAUGUUACAGGAGCGAGCGGGACGGGCACGACCACCACCGGCGACAGGUUAACCUUGAAGGAGAAACAUCUACAGCAGCAACAGCUGCUGCAGCAGCAGCAACAGUUUCUAUUGCAACAACAGCAGCAGCAGCAGCAUUAUGCGCCGUCGAACCCUUUCGAUGGUAUGCCAGCGGGUGGGAUGGGUGGGAUGUACGGUGCGGGACCGUACCCUACUGGCGGGUCGUCCGCAACGUCGAUAGUACAACCUCCUUCCGCCAUACCGCAGCUGGCACAUGUGCUCAACAGUCCGGCGACUGAUCGGCGCCACCGCAGCCCAGAUCCACCGCCCAGGUUAAAUCGUGGCCAAUCGCCACUGCUACUUCAGCGUAAACUGGAACAGCUCGGUCACACCGGCUCACCGUUGAUGAAUAGAAGGCCAUUCAACUCUACCUCCCCGUCACCUCCCCUGCCGCCGCGGCGUGCGUCGGAAAGUGCACCCGGUUCGCCGCAACACUUGCGCGCCCGCAUCAACUACACCCCGGAACCGCACCGGCGUCCCUAUCACACGACGAUCGAGCAAUGAGUGGGACUGCAAAUCCUGGCCAUGUGAUCGAUGUACACCUUUCUGGAGUAGUGGGACAGGCUGGAGGUGUGCUGGAGGUGUAAAAACCCCCCAUCCCCCGCUCGUUGCCGUUAAACGACGAAUCCGUUGAUGGUGCUGCUUUAUUCGGACGAGCGGAAGUUUGGCUGCUAAGGCUCCCCCCUCCGCCCUCCAGGCUGCUGCCAUUAUGCUGCUUUUCAAAGGUAAAAAGGGCAAACAGAAGGAGAAGAACUGCCAUUUAAAAGAAAAACGGCUCUCUGUCUCCCGUUUAUACUACACACCCAUGCUAAGAAACAAUUGUACCAAAACGCGCUCUAGUUAAGUAGUAAGGCGAAGGAUGCUCACAUACAAACAAACAAUUACGCUGCCUCUCAGGUAUAUAGGGUGGAAAAGCAAAUUUGUGCGAAAAAAAAACAAACACACACAUACACACGAAAUGUCGAAAAUCGAAUAGAGAGAACAGAAGCGGAAGAAGAAACAACACGAAAGACAACAGCAUGAAAACAAAGCAAAAAACGAACAAACAACUCGAACGAACCCAACCACUUCGCCACGUGGGAGAGAAUGAAGCUGACGAAGGUGGGGUUGGGAGGUGUAAACAGUUCGCCAAAAAAAAAAAAACGAAGCCACCACAGCGCCCAUUCACCCCAUUCGUAGUAGCAAAAACAAAGCAACCGUAGCUAGAACACGCGAACUUUUUGGUGGCGCAAAACCCGCUUUGCGCUAUUACGCUUGCAAAAGCGCCACAGCUGACAGGUGGCGAUCGCGCACCGUCACAAUGCAUGCGCUGUGUUUGUAGUUUAUAUAGGAUAAAAAAAGCGAAUUCCAAUUUUUAUCGUAUUGGAACGAAGUGAGAACAAUUAUUAUCGCUUUCCUUGCGGCCGAUCGCCCAUCGCCCCAUUACCAUCACCCAUUAGUACCUGCGCGCGCGUGUAAUUACGCUUGAGCCCGGUGUGGUUAUUGUGAUGUUUAAAGUUUGCCACCCAAUAAUGGUGUAUCGUUCAGCUUCGAGCUUUCGAGAUUUUACCAACGAGACCUUUUUCGAGAUGGUCUGCUUUUUUUUUUAAACAUUUACCUUCCUUUGCGCGCGUGAGGAUUGUGGCAAGGGAAUUCUACUCCCUUUGCCUUCCCCUCUUGCUAGCUGUGUGUUUCCUUACUUUUUGCUCGUUUGCUUGUUGCGGUUCGCUUUUGCAGUGUUUCCAAAUUCUAUCAUUACCUCACUACAAAUCGUAUGAUAAUCAAAAAAAAAAAAAACAAACAAAAAAUCGCAAUCCAGCUCUAAAACAAAUGAAACUGUAGUCAAUAGCUAUAUUUAUGCAAUUGUGCGCUCUUGGGUCCGAAGUGUCCUUCAUCAUCAUCACGUCGCUUGUACACAAUUACACAGAAACACACGCACACACACACGCGGCUAUGUUACAAUUGUGCAAUUAAAGCCUCCCCGGGGUGGUGUAAAAUUUGUAAGAAAAUGUAGCAGAAAAAUAGCACUAGCUUGUAUAUCGCAGCCCAACCAACACACCCGGCCAACACAGCGAAUCGGUUCUCGUCCACACAUGCCACGCUUUUUUGGCUGUGAUGCUCGUCCUCCUCCUACUAGGAUUGAUGAGCGAUUCUGUUGUAGUAGCGGUUGCUAAGGUUUCCUCCGUUCGCACAGGCUUUGUGCUGUCUGGCUGCUGCCCGCCAAGACACUAGCGAGCGAAAUCGGUAAAGACAACGUGCCAGCGCCUUUCCUGGCCUGCUGUGUGUUACCUUCAUAUGGUGCUUUUUUUGUUUUGUUUUAAUGGGAAUGGAGAGAUGUUCCCUUCUGCUGUUCGUUUGUCAAUAAUGAAUGGAUAAUGGGGGGAGCAAAACCUAAAAACAAAAACACACACACACACAUAUAUAACACACAUAUAACAUUUUGUACAAUAGUACCAUAUUGCUUUGCUUUCUCACCUUGCAUACAAAUUACUUACUCACCCACUAUACCUUUUUCCUAUACUUCUGUAAAACUGCUACAACAAACAUACAUAGAGCAAGAGAAUAAGGGGGACAAACCCCCCCCCCCCCCCCCCCCCC